Fusarium venenatum is the source of this 954-nucleotide messenger RNA. RefSeq lists its product as uncharacterized. NCBI's taxonomy places the organism in Eukaryota, Fungi, Ascomycota, Sordariomycetes, Hypocreales, Nectriaceae. The record is from RefSeq and is a predicted model, not a curated record.
AUGUCUGAACAUGGCGCGUGGCCUUCAAGUCCAGCCAAAAUCGCCCUCGAGGCUUGGUCGCAGGGUUGUAUGAUUGGUGCUUUGAUCAUCAUGAUUGGUAUCACCGUUAUUAAUAUGAGGCGUGGCGUUGUACUCCACAAACUUAUUUUAAUUGAGUUACUGCUGGCCAUGCCAAACGGCUUCUUCAUGUUCUUCGAGCCCCCGGUCUGGGGUUGGUAUCUCUCGUCGACAGUCAUCCUCCUCAUUAUAUCGUGGAAUCUACACAAUGUCAUCUCUUGGCUAAAGAACAAGCCCUUUCUCUCGAAACGAUACAACGCCAUUUAUAUCGGCACCAUUGUGCUCGUCCAGCCUUAUUGGGUACUCGAGAUUUAUGCCAAUUUUACCUACUUCAAUCCUCCUUACACUCGGUUCUUUUCCUCAUCAAGACCGCUUGAGGCUCUGUGUCGUGACCCGUGGUGGAUAUUCACAGCCCUAAAUCUAUUCUGGAAUAUCAAGUACCGCUACGAGUUUAAAUAUCUGGAACUCAUUCGCAUCUCACCUCGAUUCGCCGUCUUACUACUGAGCAUGUCUCUCAGCAUCAUCUUCAUCAUCAUCGAUCUAUUCGCCGUCACGUCUGUACUCCACAUUGGAUACAUCAACCCGUUCUGGAAAUUCGCUUUUAUCUUCAAAUGUUUCACGGAUACGAUAGUCCUCGACGACUUCAAGACAGCGCUGGAUAAGCUAAGCCGGUACAAAAUGGAACAGAAUCAUCCGCUACCUUUUAGCAGACCUGGAAGUCAAACGAAUAUUGAACAGCCGAGAUCAAGUUUUGCCGAUUUUGCUGUCAUCUGUCCAGUGGAAAGUUCAGCGGUUGUGACAGUGGAGCAUUUGGAGAGGGCGCAUGGUAAUUCAAUAUCUAGUCCGCCUAGGGCUAUGAGAGCCUCACAAACAGGACUUGGAGGGAGACCUUAUUAA